GUCUGGUGGCGUGAAGGAGAGCCGGAUGAGUUUCCUUACAUUUGGCUUCGAGAUAACUGCCAAUGCCCGGCCUGCUUUCUCGACACAGCGUCCAGCAGAGUGUCCAGAGUGACGGACAUUCCCCCUAACGCGCGCCCGAGGGAAGUGUGUGUGUCUGAGGACGGCGCUUCUCUCCGCGUGGUGUGGGAAGACGGACACGAAGGGACAUACAGUGCGAGUUGGCUUCACGAGCGAGCCUUCAACCCGACGCAGCAAAGCAUACACGAAAAUUUCUAUAAACUUCGGCCGGAGCUCUGGGACUCGGACAUGUCUCAGAGGAUCCCGAGAGCUUCCUUCGACGAACUCAUGGAGGACGACGCAGCACUCCUGAAGCUGCUCGAGUCCAUGGAGGUCCUCGGGUUCACGGUGGUGUCCGGAGCUCGGCAGGAGGAGGGGGAGCUGCAUCGUCUGAGCAAAAGGGUGUCAUACCUCGUGCCCUCACACUAUGGGACCACGUUCACUGUGAAGAGCAAGGCUGACCCAAGCAACCCAGCAUAUACCGGAAAAUACCUUGACUUGCACUCUGACUUGGUCUUCCUACAUUACAAACCAUGCGUCCAGCUGUUGCACUGCAUCACCCAGUUUUCGGGUGAAGGCGGCGACUCCAUCCUGGCAGACAGUCACCGUGUCGCUGUCCAGAUGCGGGAACUUCACCCGCAGAAGUUCCGAUUUCUCACUGAUGUCCUUGUGAACUUCCGCGACUUCGCUACUGACGAAGGGUUCCAGUUUGACAUCAUAGCAAGAAAGCCCAUGAUCAGCAUGAAACCCGACGGCGACAUCGACACCGUAAACAUUACGACGACGGGGCGCGACUCCCACUUCUGCGUUCCCCGAAGGACGCCGUCGGCUGGUACGACGCCUACCUCACCUUCUGCGACCUCCUCUACCGCCCCGACAACCACUUCUUCUACAAGUUGGAAGCCGGUGAAAUCCUGAUCGUGGACAACCUGCGCAUCCUCCACGGCAGAACGGGGUACCAGGCCUUCGACGGGGAGCGGCACGUGCAGGGAGGCUACUGGGACUGGGACAUGAUGAGGUCGCGCCGCCGGGUCCUUCAGAGGCAGCUCAGAGGCUCGCUGUCAGGAGUAUAGGACUCGCGGGAUUCCACAAACUCGAAUCCUCAAAAGAAAGAUGUAACGCGUUAUUAAUUCAAUGACAAAUGCG
This is a messenger RNA of Penaeus vannamei (Pacific white shrimp), 1203 nucleotides long. The record is from RefSeq and is a predicted model, not a curated record. Lineage: Eukaryota; Metazoa; Arthropoda; Malacostraca; Decapoda; Penaeidae.